AUUAGUUCAAACAUAUAUUACAUAUCGAUUGCAAUUAAUUAUCAUUUCAUAUUUACUAUACAUCAGUUUUACAUUUACUAAACAUUUACUAAACAUUUACUAGACAUUUUAUUAGGCAUACAAUUGUACUGGAAAAUAAACAAUGACAAUUACUUCUAUCCCAUCUAACGGCGAGGCUACUAUCAGGAGUAUCAGCUACUCAUCAUCAACGGUGGUUACGGUUCCUUCCUCUCCUUCCUCUUCUUUGACCUCAUUUCCGUCUCAUACAAGCGAUACCUUAUCAAAUAAUAACAAUAACAAUAACAACGGAAGCAGUAUAUCGUUUGGCAAGAAAAUCAAGCAGGCGUUAUCAAGAACCAAUUCCUUCUCUCGUCCAAAGUUGUAUCGCCAUGAAAGCAGUUCUAACAAUCUCUUCAAACAGUUUUCCAGUUCUAAUUUAGUGAAUCACAGUCAUGGGAACAGCCACCACCAUGGGAUAAACUUGAACCUCAGCAUUGAUCCACUUUCAGCCAACUAUGGAAAUUUGCCAGCAGUGCCUUUGAUUCCCUUGACGCCAAUAUCGCCACGCCAACGUGCCAAUUCAACGCCAAUUGACAAUUUGUUUAAUAAUAGUAACAACCUUAUUAGUAACAACAACAACAAUGCUUCUAAUAAUAAUAAUAAUAAUAAUAACACUUAUAUUAGUUCUGGUAACAAGUUGAACUACACAGGCAAUAUUAACUACAGUACUACUGCUAAUAAUAACAACAUUAACAGCCAGGAUAAUCUACAAUCAUUGCGAAAAACCCGUAACAAUACAGUUGGAACCCCAGCCGAAUUGUAUUCAAAUUUCCACACCAAUUCCUCCAAUGGCAACAGCCAACUUAAUAACAACACUUUUUUCAUUGAAGACUGCAACUACUUUGACCAAAUUAACCGAAACUCAAAGACUUAUGAUAAUUGUGAAGAAGAUGACGAAGAAAUAAUCUACGCUGAUAAUAUGGCUUCUUCAAUCUUAGAAAGAAUCGACAACAUGAAUGCAUUUGAUGAACAAACGAUCUGGAAAAUUUAAUUAAUUGUCAAAUUGAUUAAUAAAUUACAUUUUUAUCUUAUAUUAUACCUCAUAACAAUAAAUUAUAUCAAUACUUAC
Messenger RNA from Ascoidea rubescens DSM 1968, 1129 nucleotides. RefSeq lists its product as uncharacterized. Lineage: Eukaryota; Fungi; Ascomycota; Saccharomycetes; Ascoideales; Ascoideaceae. The record is from RefSeq and is a predicted model, not a curated record. The transcript has a single exon. Bases 143 to 1051 code for a protein of 302 amino acids.